UCCGUCGCUGGGCCGUACUAGUUUUCCAUAACCCGGUUCAUCCGAUAUCACGACACACUUCUUUCAAACCCAUUAAGUUUUUUCAGAUUUAAGUUCCCGAAAAGAAAAAAAAUAUUCCAAGGAGAAAAAAAUCAGAGCGGGAUCAGGCGGGAUAAUUGUCUCUAAACUAGAAAUUCAAAUUUCAAAAACCCAAAUCAGUUGAUUGCGAAUCUCAAAAUCUACUCAUUUCUUAAAUAAACCCUAAGAGAGAGAAAAAAAAAAAAGAAAGAAAAAGAAGAGACAGAGAGGGAUAAAGAUAAUUAGGUUAACAAUGAAAGAAGAAGAUGAAGUGGAUUCAAUUGAGGAUAAUGGCGGAAGUAAAUCUCCAUUAGUUUACCAAUCGAAAAGAAAGAUUAAAUGUUUGGAAGGUGAUAAGGAGGAAGAGAUUGAACUGAAAGAGAAGGGGGAUUUGGGAGGUAAUGGUGAAAUCAAGGGUUUUGAAAACAAGGAAGAAGAAGAAGAAGAUGGUGAAAUUGGCCAGCAGAAGAAAAGGAGGAUGAAUGAGACUACGGAAAUAGAUGGUAAGGAGGGGAUAAGGAGAUCUAGGCGUUCGAGUAUUAAACCGCCCGGGACUUAUACGGAGAUAACCAGUCUGCCUAAAGCGGAGAAAGUUCCCAGACUGCCUAAAGAGAAGAAAGUUCCCAGAAUUCCUAAAGAGAAGAAAGUUCCCAAAGAAGUAGUACCUAAUACUCCUCACAAUGGGAAAAAAAUAUGGAUUAAAGAAGGGAAUAAGAAGAAGUGUGUUACAAUCAUUGAUGGAGAAGUCAAAGAAUCCAAUAUGUGCCAUCAGUGCCAACGGAACGAUCGACCAGGAGAAGUUAUUCGCUGCAAAGUUUGUCCGAAUAAGCGGUUCUGUCAGCCAUGUAUAAAGAAAUGGUAUCCUGAUGCCUCCCUAGAGUCGCUUGCACAGGCUUGCCCUGUUUGCACUGGAAUAUGCAACUGCAAAAAUUGCUUGCGCGUGUACUUAAAAUCAGUGGAGGAAUCAGAAAGGAAGAUAGGACCUGAAGAAAAGGUCCAGUACUCUAAAUAUUUGUUGAAACAUCUUCUUCCGGUGCUGAAACAGAUUAACCAAGAACAAGAAACUGAAAAGCAGGUUGAAGCUACUAUUCAAGGAUUAUCACCAUCAGAAGUAAAGGUAAAGAAUGCAAAUUGUGAUGAUGAUGAACGCAUGUACUGCAACAACUGCCGAACUUCUAUAGUUGACUAUCACCGGAGCUGCUCAAACUGUAGUUAUGAUCUUUGCCUUACCUGUUGCCGAGAGAUUCGUGAUGGUUCCUUCCAAGAGGGUGGAGAGGAAGUAAAUGUGAAGUUUGUCAACAAAGGGAAUUCGUACAUGCAUGCGGAAUCUGAAGAAUCUCUGAAAUGUACAGCAAGGUCAAGAGCAAAAUCAGAAGCAGAAAAAUGCGUUAAAUCAAUUGAUGAGAACCCGGAAAAUAGCGAUAUGAUUCCUGAACCUACUGAUGUUCCUGAGGAUAAUGUGAAGCUAAUAUCUGAGUGGAAAGUGAUGGAAAAUCGUAGCAUCCCUUGUGCCUCUUGUGGUUCUGGUCUUCUAGAACUGAAAUGUAUCCUUCCAGAAAAUUGGGUGUCUAAAUUGAAAAAAAGUGCAGAUGAAAUAGCAACAAAGUACAAUAUUUUUGAUGGUCCAGUGACUGCCACAGAGACAUGCUCCUGUUCCAACCCAGUUGGCGAUGCAGACAUUAACAACGUUAACAUACGGAGAGCUGCUUCCCGAGAAUCUGAUGACAACUAUUUAUAUUGUCCAACUGCAAGAGACGUUCAACAUGGAGACCUGGAUCACUUCCGGAGGCACUGGUGCAAAGGCGAGCCAGUGAUUGUUCGCGAGGUUAAUGAACUCUCCUCUGGCUUAAGCUGGGCGCCCUUGGUUAUGUGCAAAGCAUUACGCGAGAAAUCUAAUUCAAGGGUGAUGAAAGGUGAAGGUCACUUGGAGGUGACAGCUAUGAACUGUAUGGAUUGGUGCGAGGUUGAGAUUAAGAUACAAGAGUUUUUCAAAGGCUAUUCCGAAGGUCGUAUGCACCCAAACAUGUGGCCGGAGAUGCUCAAACUGAAAGACUGGCCUCCUGCUGAUAUGUUUGAGGAGUGGUUACCACGCCAUUGUGUUGAAUUUGUCAGUGCAUUACCCUAUCAACAGUACACACACACAAAGCGCGGAUUUCUUAAUCUUGCUACCAAGCUGCCACCAACUUCGUUGAAGCCAGAUUUAGGUCCAAAGACGUAUAUUGCCUAUGGACAUGCAGAAGAGCUUGGUCGAGGUGACUCUGUUACCAAACUUCACUGUGACAUGUCUGAUGCGGUGAACGUGUUGGCUCACAUGCAUGAGGUAUCUCUAAAGGAUCCACAGCUUGGUAAGAUACAAGAAGCGAAAAAGAGGCACAUGGCCCAGGAUAAGAAAGAAAAUGAGGACUAUGCCAAGAUUCAUCAUGCAGACUUAACGAAGGAGAACUGCAGCGUUAACAGUACUGAAGUGGGAAAAGAAUGUAAUGUUUUUGAGUCUGAAAAUUACUCUAAAAGUUCUGGUGGUGCUCUCUGGGAUAUCUUCCGCAGAGAAGAUGUUCCGAAGCUACAGGAGUACCUUAGAAAGCAUUCUCGGGAAUUCCGACACGUAUACUGUUCUCGAGUUGAGAAGGUCAGUCACCCGAUUCACGACCAGACAUUUUACUUGACGUUUGAGCAGAAAAGGAAGCUCAAGGAGGAAUAUGGAAUUGAACCAUGGACCUUUGUGCAAGAACUUGACGAGGCCGUAUUCAUUCCAGCUGGUUGUCCUCACCAAGUGAGGAACUUAAAGUCGUGUAUAAAAGUGGCGGUUGAUUUUGUUUCACCUGAGAAUGUCCCGGAAUGCAUGCGGUUAGCUAAGGAGUUUCGUUUGCUUCCUCGGAACCAUUGGGCUAAGGAAGAUAAAUUGGGGGUCAAGAAAAUGACCCUCUAUGCUGUCAAAAACGCUGUGGAUACCGUGCACGCUGGCCAAAAUAAGAAAGAAAAGAAGGAGGAGAGCACCAACAAAAACUCCAAAUCCGGUGGCAGGAAAAGGCAGUCCAAAAGAGGAAGCAAGGGUGAAAUAGAAGAGAUAGGAAGAGCAGAAAAGGAAAACCCUGCAAUGGGAAUGGUUGUUGAGGAAGAGGCUGUAGAAGGUGCUGCAAUGGAAAUGGUUGUCGAGGAAGAGGGGGUAGAAGGUGCCGAACCUUGAUGUUUUCACGUAACUUAAAUGUGAUUAGGACUUGUAUCAUGUGUAGUUCUUGAUCUCUCUACAUUGUUUCUCAGGCAUCUUUUUUUUCUACGGCUAUCAUGUGAAGUUAUUGACAUCAGGGAAGUUCAUUUUUUGCUGCGGUUUGUCCAAUUUUUUGUUGUUGCUGCCAGAAAAAUCAAGGCUCCCUGAUAGUGUUGGUCCAUCUGUUAACAUACAAUGUCUACUUGUAUAUUAAUCGGUAUCUUUUGCUACAUUCUAUAAAUCUUAACUUUUGCUA
This is a messenger RNA of Papaver somniferum (opium poppy), 3518 nucleotides long. RefSeq names its product lysine-specific demethylase JMJ25-like. Gene Ontology annotation, biological process: regulation of transcription by RNA polymerase II. Gene Ontology annotation, molecular function: histone H3K9 demethylase activity; transcription coregulator activity; chromatin DNA binding. Bases 311 to 3241 code for a protein of 976 amino acids. The transcript is spliced from 13 exons. NCBI's taxonomy places the organism in Eukaryota, Viridiplantae, Streptophyta, Magnoliopsida, Ranunculales, Papaveraceae. Gene Ontology annotation, cellular component: histone deacetylase complex; chromatin. The record is from RefSeq and is a predicted model, not a curated record.